UAAUUGUACAGUACUAUGUUACACACUGACCACCUUAAUCAAUUAAGGAUCUCAAAUCUCGGGAUUCCAUCCUUUCCCACUUCCAUUGUUUCAUAGACCCCCCACAAUAAAUACAUCAAGAUUUCCCCAUUAUCAUCCCACUCCACUCCAAACCUUCCAAUUCCACGAAUUCUUGAAUAUUGUAAAUGUGUUCAUAGAUGAUGGGUUAUCUUUCAUGUAAAGCUGAAUCAUCCGUUUCAGUCUCGGAUUCCAAGAAGACCCAUCAAGUCCAGGAAUUCACUUACAGUGAUCUUGAAGCCGCCACUAAUGGCUUCUCCGACCAGAAGCUUCUGGGGAGGGGCAGCCAUGGGUUAGUCUACAAAGGGGUCCUCCGUAACGGCCGUUUAGUCGCCGUUAAGAAAUCCUCCAGAGGCUCUACUAAUACUCCCAGGCUCUCCUCUUCCUCGUUGCCGUUUGAUAACGGUAACGAAGUGGAAAACGAAAUCGAUAUUUUGUCGAAAUUGCAGAGCCCCCGGCUGGUGAAUCUCGUCGGAUUUACCUCCGACGACGACCACCGCCGCCUUCUGGUGGUGGAGUUCAUGGCGAAUGGGACUCUCUACGACGCCCUCCACGCGGAUUCUCGCCCGCCCGGGUGGGGGAGAAGGGUGAAAAUGGCGCUCCAGACGGCAAAAGCAAUCGAAACCCUCCAUUCCGCCUCGCCGCCGGUGAUUCACCGGGAUAUAAAGUCAGCGAACGUGUUAAUAGACCGGAAUUUCAACGCCCGGUUGGGCGAUUUCGGGUUGGCAUUGAGGUGCCAAUAUAAUGAUUUUAGGUUUAGGUCUACCCCUCCAGCUGGCACAAUGGGGUAUCUUGAUCCAGCCUAUAUAACCCCAGAUAACCUAAGCAUCAAAACUGAUGUUUUCAGUUUUGGGAUUUUGUUACUUGAGAUUAUCAGUGGCAGAAAAGCCAUUGAUGUGGCUUAUUCACCCCCUUCCAUAGUAGAUUGGGCUAUUCCUUUGAUUAGGAGAGGGAAACUCAUGGCGAUAUUCGACCCGAGAAUCGAUCCUCCCAAAGAUCCUAUUGUGAGGAAGCAAUUGGCUGUUGUGGCAGCCAAAUGUGUGAGAUCUUGCAGAGAAAGGAGGCCAAGUAUGAAGGAGAUUGUGGAAUGUUUGGGUGAGUUAAGUAAAGUGGUUCCCCUUCAUUCUUGGAAUGGUUUUGCCAAUCCUUGUUUGAUGGUUGAGACUGUGGGGAGACCAGUGGGGCUGAGAAAGGUGGGUGAAGCCCAAGCCCAGAGCUUUGAUGCUAAAUUCUCAAAGCCAUUGAGGAAUUCGCGGCGGGUUUACUCUGAUUUGGGAUCCAGGAAUAAUCUGAUGGAGUUAAUGGCUGGUUCUGAUUUUCCAGCACGAGACGAUUUCGUGCCCAAAUCCUCACAUAAGGGCUCUGGUUUGAGAUGUAAAAGUGGGAAUUUGGUUGUCAAGGGAAACCAUUCACCAUUGGUUUAGAUGAUUGCAGCUAAUGAAACUCUAUUCUUGUCUGCAGAAUGUUAAUCUAUUUAAUUUGUUGAGCUACAAGCAUAAAUGGUGCUAAAGCACAGUGUUAAUUUCUGUACCUUUUGGUUGGUUUUGGUGUUCAAGGUUUAAGAAUAAAGAUGUUUUCUUGUGAUGCA
Messenger RNA from Ipomoea triloba (trilobed morning glory), 1645 nucleotides. RefSeq names its product serine/threonine-protein kinase-like protein At3g51990. Bases 198 to 1481 code for a protein of 427 amino acids. The record is from RefSeq and is a predicted model, not a curated record. The transcript has a single exon. NCBI's taxonomy places the organism in Eukaryota, Viridiplantae, Streptophyta, Magnoliopsida, Solanales, Convolvulaceae. Gene Ontology annotation, molecular function: protein kinase activity; ATP binding. Gene Ontology annotation, cellular component: plasma membrane. Gene Ontology annotation, biological process: protein phosphorylation.